UGCAUUUCUUUUCAACAACACACACAAACCCAAUUUCACUGUGUUUCUAGUAGUGCUGCAACUGUUUAAUCCAUGGCUUUUUCUUCAUUUUUCAAGCCUAUUGUAACUUCUUGUCUCCUUAUUUUCCUUUUGGCCAUAGGACUCACCAUUGCCAAUGCUCAACUUUCAACAAACUUCUACUCCAAAUCUUGCCCUAACCUCUUUUCUGCUGUGAAACCUGUUGUUCAAUCUGCCAUUAAUAACGAAAAACGAAUGGGUGCAUCCCUCGUUCGCUUGUUCUUCCAUGAUUGCUUUGUUAAUGGAUGUGAUGGUUCAGUUCUACUUGACGACACAUCUUCUUUCACCGGAGAGAAAACUGCAAAUCCAAACAGGAAUUCAGCUAGAGGAUUUGAUGUGAUAGACAACAUAAAAUCUGCAGUUGAGAAAGCUUGUCCUGGAGUGGUCUCAUGUGCUGAUAUUGUAGCCAUUGCUGCUAGAGACUCUGCUGUCAUUCUUGGAGGUCCAAGUUGGGAUGUUAAACUUGGAAGAAGAGAUGCUAGAACUACAAGCCUUUCUGCUGCCAAUAAUGGCAUUCCUCCUCCAACUUCAAACCUCAACCAACUCAUCUCAAGAUUCAGUGCUCUUGGCCUUUCAACCAGAGACCUGGUUGCUUUAACUGGAUCCCACACAAUUGGACAAGCAAGGUGCACAUCAUUUAGGACACGAAUAUACAAUGAGACCAACAUAGAUAGUUCCUUUGCUCGGACAAGGAGGUCAAACUGCCCAAGCACAAGUGGGACAGGGGACAACAACUUGGCACCACUUGAUUUGCAGACUCCUACAUCUUUUGACAACAACUACUUCAAGAACUUACUUAACCAGAGGGGCCUCCUCCAUUCUGAUCAGCAAUUGUUCAAUGGUGGAUCCACUGAUUCAAUAGUUCGCACCUACAGCAAUGGCCAAAGCACCUUCUUCUCUGAUUUUGUUGCUGGCAUGAUCAAGAUGGGAGAUAUCAGCCCACUUACUGGAUCACAAGGAGAGAUCAGAAAGAACUGUAGGAGGGCGAAUUAAUAAAGAAUUGUGGGUCUUGGUUCUUAUCUUUGGAUUAAGAGUUAAAGAAUAAAUUAGAUUGUCCGCGAGUUUUGACUGCGUGUGCAUUUAAGAAUUUAGGUUAUGUUUGUGAUUUUUCAUUAUAAAAAGUAGGUGUUCCUAUCUUUCAAGAA
Hevea brasiliensis (rubber tree) is the source of this 1202-nucleotide messenger RNA. RefSeq names its product peroxidase 4. Gene Ontology annotation, molecular function: peroxidase activity; heme binding. Gene Ontology annotation, biological process: hydrogen peroxide catabolic process; response to oxidative stress. The record is from RefSeq and is a predicted model, not a curated record. Lineage: Eukaryota; Viridiplantae; Streptophyta; Magnoliopsida; Malpighiales; Euphorbiaceae. The transcript has 4 exons. The coding region runs from base 73 to 1050 and encodes 325 amino acids.